Colletotrichum navitas is the source of this 1324-nucleotide messenger RNA. Its product is annotated as AMP-dependent synthetase/ligase. Bases 47 to 1324 code for a protein of 425 amino acids. The transcript has 3 exons. The record is from RefSeq and is a predicted model, not a curated record. NCBI's taxonomy places the organism in Eukaryota, Fungi, Ascomycota, Sordariomycetes, Glomerellales, Glomerellaceae.
GCUUGACUACAAGGCACUUGGGGAACCAUAUCAACUCGACAACAAUAUGACUGUUCGUAAACAGAACGAAAUCACCUCCGGUGGUUUGGCGGGUUUGAUUGAAUUCGUCAAGUCAAACUCGCCCUACUAUGCCAAGUAUUGGGAGCCGUGUUGGGCUCAGAAGGGCAAUGUGGUCUCCUUGACGGAUCUGCCUGUGGUUGAUCAUAAAUCCUUCUGGGAGGCAAACACCUGCCUUGACAGCAAAGUGAUAACCUCGAAGCAGAAGGAUGGCAUCGUGUUCAAGACAGGGGGUACCACCGCGCACCCAAAGGUGUCAUUCUACAGCCAGAAAGAACUUCAUGGACUCUCACUCCAACUUGCAGAUUGCCUGUCCCGUUGUGGAGUUGUCCAAGGAGACACGGUAGCCAACCUCUUUUACGCUGGCGACCUUUACGGAAGUUUUCUGUUGCACAUCCUAUCCGUGUAUCACCUGUCAAAUGGUGCUAUCCAGCUUCCGAUAGCUGGCCAUGUUACCUUGGAAUCCAUGGAGAAACAUAUCAUUGAGUUCCAAGCUACCGUCGUUCUCGCCACGGCUACAACCAUGUCGCAAUUAUCAGAGCGCAGCCUCAAUGCCGGACGGACCCACCCAUACGUCCGCUUGCUCCUGUUCUCCGGGGAAGCGUUUUAUGACGACCAGGCUGGCCUGCUGAAGGCCGCCUUUCCAAAUGCGACUAUCAGGUCUGUGGUUUACGGAUCAAUGGAUUGCGGAAUCAUCGGCCUGCCGCCAAAGGAGGAUCACUACAACCACGAUCCCCGUUUACACCAGGUUAACAGCCCAAACAUCGUUGUUGAAAUUCUCAACGACGAUGGCCAGCCUAUAAACGAACCAGGUGAGGUAGGGAGCCUGGUAGCGACAAAUAUGGAGCGCCGGCUGAUGCCCAUCAUUCGCUACCCGUCUGGAGACCGGGCCGCGUGGGUUGAUCCGUCUUUGGGUCUUUUCCGCAUCCUUGGAAGAGAUCACACGGCCGUCCGCAUUGGACCCGUUUCCAUUGAUGUUGUGGACCUCAAGCGAGUCGUAGUGCAAGCGAUCGUCACAAGAGAAGACAGAAAGGAUCUUCUCACAGUGAACGUCGUAUACACUCCAGCAACAGAGGAGGAGACCGCGCGGCUGAAGGCAGCGCUUAGAGAAAAGCUAAAUGCAGUGCGGCCAAUGUUCCGGGAACAUGUCGAAAAGGGUCUCAUAAACGCGUUACAAAUCAAGUUCCUCAAGAUGGGCGAACUGGCUGUCAACCCCAGAAGCGGGAAAACUUCUGAAGUCGUGGAUCUCCGCUCGACUACAGUGUAG